This is a messenger RNA of Sander lucioperca (pikeperch), 2594 nucleotides long. It is a transcript of the gene dele1, whose product is annotated as DAP3 binding cell death enhancer 1. Lineage: Eukaryota; Metazoa; Chordata; Actinopteri; Perciformes; Percidae. The transcript has 14 exons. Bases 216 to 1904 code for a protein of 562 amino acids. Gene Ontology annotation, molecular function: protein binding. The record is from RefSeq and is a predicted model, not a curated record.
GCCUUCUCAUACUCGUCAUCUGAGACACUUCCGGGUUGGUGGUCUUCCGAUCACAUCUCGUGACAGAUUUUAUUUACCAGCAGCCGAAGUGGCAGCUGCAGCUGCUGGAGUGAGAACCGGGCUGCUUCAUGGGGCCAGAGUCCGAGCACCAGAUGAAUCUAAACAUGCCUUUUCGGAGACAACUCUUUAGUUAAAGGUGCCGUAAAAGACAAACCAUGUGGAGAGUUCAAGGUUUUGUUGGAAGAGUUCUGCACCGGUGCCAUGGCAGCACACCCCUGCGGCUUCCCCAGAACCAGGGGCAGUCUCAGGGACUGGGCGAGGUUGAGGUCAUCAACAGCUCAGCUGUCCUCUCCAGCUCUCGACACUCCUCUGACAUCAGCUCUCUUGCUGCCUCCCUUUCAGCUGGUUGCAUCAUCCACCCGCAUCUGCUCUCUCAGAAAGAGGAGGGUGGAGAGAGGAGGAAGAAACAGAGGACCUUUCAGUUUGGCUAUGCUGAGCUUCCACGUUACACAGCCCUGGAUGCUGUGGGAUGGGGUGCUGCAGCAGUUCUGUUCAUGCAGAUCUGUAGGAAGAUCCACUCCCAGUUCUCCUCAAGCACUGAUCCGAAUCCGCUCCCUGGAGCCCUGACAGCACCCUCCACUCUUCACAAGUAUGGCUACCGCAUCCUGCUGGAGAUCUUGUCUAGACGAGAUGUCCUGCCCAGAGGAAGCAGUGUGUUGUGUCUGCAGGGGGUGCCAGAGAGACAGGACAAAGAUCAGUCUCUGAGCAGCAGUACAGGUGACGCCAGUCUUCACAGCAGCAGUGAACAGGACCAUUUGACUGCUGACUGCUCCCUCUCUGACCAACAGAGGGCACUCCCGAACCAGGAUUCUCCUAUACCUGAGGAAUCACUUCUGUCAGCAUCCUGUCCUUUGCAGAAUGAUGCCAACCGAGACAACACAGAGACUAAAGAUGCUAAUGACAAGGACAUGUUGUCUGAUGAGGAGAGGCUGGCAGGAGCAGCAUUGAAUCUCAGACAUGUGGGCGAAACCAGCAUUCCCGUUAUCCUCAACAUCAUUGGUCUACAAAGUUCCAAGACUGAGAACUACGAGGAAGCUUUUACAUGUUUUGUAGCUGCAGCUCAGCAGGGUUACGCCAAGGCCCAGUUUAAUGCGGGUGUGUGCUACGAGAAAGGCAGAGGAGUCAGCAAGAACAAAGAGAAGGCUCUGCAUUAUUACUGGCAGGCAGCAGUUGGGGGUCACAGGCAGGCUCAGUACCGCUAUGCAAAGCUGCUCCUGACCAGCAGGGGGCACCAGAGUUUAGAGGAGCUGAAUACAGCCAUCAGCUUACUGGAACAGGCUGCUGCAGCUGGACUCACCAAGGAGACAUUUAGACAUCUCACAGUAGAAAAAGAGCAGGCUCAGGUCUGCUUGGCCUCAGUCUACACUCAGGAGCCGGUGAGAGACGGGAGCAGGUCUGUCCACUACCUGAAGAUGGCAGCAGAGAGUGGAGACGACACCGCCCUGCUGUUCCUGGGUCAGUGUUGUGAGAGCGGCUUUGGGGUGCAGCAGAAUCUGAGGACAGCGAUUGAAUACUACAAACAAGCGGCUCAAGCAGGCAACAAGCAGGCUAAAAGCUUAGUGACGCCUCCUAGUGAUUCAUUCAGUAAGGCAGAAGAUGCCGUGUUGCGCUCCAUCCGUUCAGCUCCAUGUUUCUCUGCAGCCAACCAUCAGCUCCAGCAGCGGCUUUCCUCUCUUGCCAGUCGUGUCUCUCCCUCCACCAGUCGCCCCGUCACCCUUCCCCUCCUGCCUCACUCGUGGAGCACCGGGAGCCUGUGUGCCCCCCCGCCGCUGUCCUCCACGCCUCUUCACCUCCACCCCAGCACUGAGGGAGGAGCCUGCCAGUGGACUGUAGGGAUAGGAUAGUUUACUGAGCCAGCACAGGUCCAACUGAGGAAUGUAUUUCAUAGCGUGAAUGUAUUUUCCCCAGAGGAGAAAGGUCAGAGUGUGUUAGGUGUGUACAUAUUGUGAAGUCAGGAUUAGAGUGAAUACAUUUAUUUACAUUUAUAUAUAUUUUAUACUUAUAUAUAUAUAUAUAUAUACUCAUAUGAGUGUGUAGACAUUAAGGUGUUUAAGAUUUGUGUUUUUGUAAGUCUGAAAGAGUUUUUGGAUACAAGGUCUUAUAUGUAGAGUGAGAUAUGGAAGUUUUUUUUAAUUAUUUGUUUCUAUUUAGUUCAGUUUUUUUGUUAUACAAGUUCUCCUGUGAGUAAGAAAAUGUGAUCUAGGUGCCUUUGGGUGGCUUCUCUCCCUACUGAUGUGGCAUUUAUCACGUUAAAAAAAAAGAGGUUUGUCAUAAUUGUGUCUGCAAACUGUAUUGCUGGGUUCACGCCUCUGAAACUGUCAAAGUGCUUUAAAUUCGUGUCAUAGGUUAACCCUCAAUAAAACCGUUACCAUCUUUGUAAAAGAACAACUAUAGAAGUGACAAAGGGAAAAGCUUUGUGAUAGUCCAUCCUGUUAACUUUAAACAUGCCAAAGUGAAUUAUGAUGCACUGUAAGGAGGAUGUUGGACUGUCUUGGACACAUGCUAAGUAAAACUAUUAAAAAAAAAAAGUUUUA